AUGAGCACCCGAUACGAAUAUUCAUAUCUCGAAACUGGACACAUCCGCCUCCUUCAUAUUCUCUCUGUUUCCCCCGAGAUACGCGUCCGCAUCGAUGUUGUCCCUCUCGACACCGACCCCGCCCCCAUCUACGCGGCAUUAUCCUAUCUCUGGGGCGAAGACCCACCGUUCUCUCGCGUCAUUGUCGAACCUCAUGGGCGAUACGUCGAUAUCGCACGCAACCUGACCGUAUGCUUUCAACACCUCGAUGCCUUCAUCGGGACCAACAUUUGGAUCGACGCAGUGUGUAUCAACCAGGAAGAUGACGAGGAAAAGUCGCGCCAGGUUUCACGAAUGGGGUCCAUCUAUGAACGUGCCACCAAGGUGCUGUCCUGGCUUGGCCCCUCUGCUGACAACAGUGAUGCUGCCAUAGACGGCAUCUCCAACUAUGGGAAGGCGGCCGUGGAUGCCGGUCUGCUUGACAUCAAGAAGGAACUCCUCGAGACUUGGCCAGAUGUGGGUGACGACCCUGCCAAUAUGCGCGCAAGGGAUGCAGUGGUGGAACUCAUGGUCAAGGCGAACGCAGCCGAGGGUGAUGCAGACCGUGCUGCUGAGCGGUUCCCACGUCUUGCAUUUGCUGCGAUUACUCGUCGGGAGUAUUUCAAUCGCGUCUGGAUCAAGCAGGAAAUUACGCUUGCGCGCAAUUCCAUUGUCCUUUGUGGCUUCAAGCAAACCGAUGCCGAGUCAUUCCACGCCUCUCUUCUGUUCUAUGGCCUGCUGAUUGUCUGGGAAACCAACGAGUACAGAGCCGGUCGACAUGCUCGAAUUCCGGGACCCUUCUCCAUAGAGGAACUGAUGGCUGCGCCAGACGGCCCUUGGGCCCUCUUGAAACAAACGACCACGGACCCCGCCGCGGGAUCAGCCUUCUCAGGCCGGCGCAAGUUCCUACGUGAAGGUGGCAAGAAGCCUCUAUUCGAACUCCUCCACACUUCAUACGUGAGGAACGGUGCUCUCGGCCUGCGGUCCACGAAACCCUUGGACAAGAUCUACGCCCUGCUUGGUAUCGCGGCAGACGCAGUUGAAUCGGGAAUUUACACAGACUACACCAAGACACCCGACGAAGCUUUCGAACAAGCAGCAAGGUUCCUCAUCGCCCAAGGCCAUGUCGAUAUCCUCAAGUGGUGUCGCACACGACGGGUCAACCCACCGACAUGGGUCCCCGACUUCGAUGCCAAUCUCUCGUACACGUGGUCUGACGAUAUGGGCGUCCCGUUAUUCAAAGCAACAGGGUCCAAGUCCCAACCGACAACUUUAGUUCACGAGAUGAAUGGCCCGCCGCCCGCCUCGCUUCGACUGCAUGGUGUUUGUCUUGACACUGCUGCGGCAGUUGGCAGUGUCUUUGUUCACAACGACGGGAUGAAAUAUCCCCAGGAAGCCGCUCGCCAGUUGUUUCUUAACGUCAAGGCGUUCCUCGAGCGGACAUCAAAGUAUACAAAGGACCAGUGGGACGAUGCGUUAUGGCGCAUUCCCAUCUGCGACAGGGAGUACCACCCUACAUCUAUGUACUUUCAGCGGGCUACCCUCGAACGAUCAGGCAGGCAGUUUGAACUGUUACGCACACAAACGGUGGAUGACGAGAAGGUUAUGGCGGAAACCAUGUCUUAUCAGGCCACGAUGCGGUAUGAGAAUGGUGCGCGUCCUAUCCUUUUGACGGCUGGUUAUGUUGGGCUGGGUCCGAUGGAGACAAUGGCGGAGGACAUCGUUGUGCUCUUGUAUGGCGGGUCGACCCCGUUUGUGCUGAGAUCUACGAGGACUCGGGGCGAGUAUUAUCUUGUUGGGGAGGCGUAUAUUUAUGGCGUGAUGGACGGGGAGAUCAUGGAUAAGGGGCUGGAGGAGGAGGUGUUUACUCUGUACUAG
This is a messenger RNA of Podospora pseudocomata, 1896 nucleotides long. RefSeq lists its product as uncharacterized. Lineage: Eukaryota; Fungi; Ascomycota; Sordariomycetes; Sordariales; Podosporaceae. The coding region runs from base 1 to 1896 and encodes 631 amino acids. The record is from RefSeq and is a predicted model, not a curated record. The transcript has a single exon.